This is a messenger RNA of Tribolium madens (black flour beetle), 746 nucleotides long. Its product is annotated as transmembrane reductase CYB561D2-like. The transcript is spliced from 2 exons. Bases 15 to 686 code for a protein of 223 amino acids. NCBI's taxonomy places the organism in Eukaryota, Metazoa, Arthropoda, Insecta, Coleoptera, Tenebrionidae. Gene Ontology annotation, molecular function: transmembrane monodehydroascorbate reductase activity. The record is from RefSeq and is a predicted model, not a curated record.
UUCAAGUUGAAAAAAUGGUGGCCGAAAAAGUUGCACUUACCGAACGUUUUAUGUGGAUUUUCAAUACGAUUUUCCACCAAAUUUUCGCCGUUGUGACAAUUUUUAUUCUGUGGACUAUUUUUUACAAUUAUGUGAUUGAUUCGUACUUCACGUGGCAUAUGGUACUCGCCACCGUCGCAUACGUCCCCCUCAUGGGCGAAGCCAUCAUCCUCUUCUCCAGCGACAACAUCUGGACCCUCGCCCUCCCCCGCCCCACCAAAUACUGGCUCCAUGGUAUUCUCCUCUUCCUCAGCGCCAUCCUAGUAACCACUGGAAUCGCCCUCAUGGUCGACCACAACCAUGGCAAACACUUCCACUCCACCCAUGGCUGGACAGGUCUAGUGUCCUGGAUUUUCGUCCUGUUAUCCCAAAUCCUGGGAUUAGCAGCGGCCAAAUCCCACAUUUUCACCAAAAUAAUCCCUCCGGUGACGAUCAAAUUCCUGCACAACUUUCUGGGAAUUCUGGGAUACGUUUUCGGGAUUGUGAGUCUGGCUUUUGGCCUCGAAACUGCGGCUUUCACCAGUUUCACCUCCAGGGAUGCGAGGAUUGCGACUUUUUCCGUUUUGGGAUUAGCGACUUUUUGGAGCCUUUUGGCCGCGUUCAAAUCGGGAUUUGCACAAAUUGGGACGAUUUUGAAACGGGAUUAGGAUUAGGGAUUGCUCAAUUGUUAAGAUCUGUAUUAUUUAUUAUUAUUAAAUAAAUUAUUU